Molecule: messenger RNA, 1887 nt
Organism: Paramecium pentaurelia
Lineage: Eukaryota; Ciliophora; Oligohymenophorea; Peniculida; Parameciidae
Source: the annotation of a GenBank genome assembly
AUGCAACAUCAUAUUCUAGUUUCUCCUACUAGGAUUCCUCUUUAGGGUAAGCCCUUUAGUUCUAAAAAUGCUUUGAUCUCUCCUCAACGUUUUCCUAAUAGAAAAAUUUCUCAAGGACUAAUAGAAGAUUUUGUUGUUAAAUCAAACUAUAUGACAAAAACUAAUAAUGGCAGUUUGACAGAAAGAGUUAAUAGCUUAUAAAAAUCGUAAAAAUCUAUAUCAAAAGACAGGGUUGGAUCUAAUAUUAAGUAACUCAGAAUACCUACUGAUAAUUUUUUUCAAUUAACUAGAGGAGUUAAUCUGCUUUUAACUCAGAAAAAUAAAAACCCUCAAAAUUAAAAGACUUAAUAGUUAAAACCAGCUUUAGGGUCUAUGACAAGAAGAAAUAGCAUGGAAGAACUGAUUUCUUCAUCAAACUACACCGGGAUUGCAAAAUCUUCUUCUCAAGACAAAAUCACUACCUAAGAAAUAUCAAUUAAUCUUCAUAUAGGACAGGAUUAAGUUUAAAAUUAUAGAUUUGCCUCAAAUAUAUCUACUGAUAAAUUAAUUAGUAUGCUAAAAUUAAAAGUUAAUAAUAAUGAAAUAAUUGCUUUCUAAUCUUUAGAUGAUAAUAUAUAACUUGACUAUUUAUUGUCAUUACCAAACUUAUCCAUGGAAUCCUUUGUAAAUAAAACCAUUAGAUUAAAGCCUAUAAUAAAUAAAAUUCAAAAUAGAAUCAAUUUAAAUUCAUUUUAAUUUAUAUCAGUAAUUGGAAGAGGAGGAUUUUCAACUGUAGUACUAGCAAGAUCAUUAAUAAAUGGUUAAUUUGUAGCGCUGAAAUUAAUUAAUAAACAAUUUAUUUAAUAACAUUAAAAGUAGGAUUUAAUCUAAAAUGAAAGAGAUAUUUUAAUAUAAACAACUUAUAGAGGGGCCAUUUUCACAAAUCGAAUAGAGUAUGCAUUUGAAACAAAAAAUUGGAUAGUUUUUUGUAUAGAUUAUUGUCCUGGUGGUGAAAUGUUCAACCUUAUUAAAAAGUCAUAAAAAUUAUCAGAAUAAUAGGCAAGAUUUUAUAUAAUAGAAGUUAUUUUGGCUAUUGGAUUUUUGCAUAAUGAACAGAUUAUUUAUAGGGAUAUAAAGCCUGAAAAUAUUUUAAUUGAUUCAACAGGUCAUAUUUAACUAGCUGACUUUGGUUUAGCUAGACCUAAUAUGAAUAAAGAUAGUUGUGCUUAUUCUUUCUGCGGUUCACCUGAAUAUAUGGCACCUGAAAUGUUUUAGAACUCUGGACAUACUUAAUUAGUAGAUUAUUACUGUUUAGGAUGUCUAUUAUAUGAAUUUGUCACAGGUCUACCACCAUUUUAUGCUGAUGAUAAAAAUAUUAUAUACAAAAGACUACUUAAAGAAUAGGUAGAAUUCCCAGAAUAUUUAAGUUCAGAUAUUAAAGAUUUGAUAAGACAAUUAAUGAUCAAAGAUCCUUCUAAGAGAUUAGGAGCCAAGAAUGGAAUUGAUGAGAUACUUUAACAUAGAUGGUUUAAAAAUAUAGAUAUAAUUUAAUUUAUAAAUAAGAGUGUCAAACCACCUUAUAUACCAGAUCUACAAAAGUUAAACUUAAAAUCAGUGAAUUAAAAUGAUUAAUAAUUUUUGGAAUAGAUUUAAAGAGAAUAAAAACUGAAUGCAUCAUUCUAAUCAAUAUUUUCUUGCUAAUUUUAUUUUUCAAAAAGUGGAGAUAAAGACAAAAAUAUAUAAUUAGCUAAAUCUACCUUAGAAAACCUUGUUAAAAAAACUUAAUACAAUAAAUAAGGCUUAAUGAAUCUUUAGUUACAAACUAAUUUUGAAAAUCUUCUUAAAUAAACAUUUACUAAUAACAAAUCCAAACCUGACUCUAAAAAUAAGUAGUAACUUUAUUUUUGA